This is a messenger RNA of Anneissia japonica, 2534 nucleotides long. RefSeq names its product MAM and LDL-receptor class A domain-containing protein 1-like. Lineage: Eukaryota; Metazoa; Echinodermata; Crinoidea; Comatulida; Comatulidae. The transcript has 13 exons. Bases 204 to 2534 code for a protein of 776 amino acids. The record is from RefSeq and is a predicted model, not a curated record. Gene Ontology annotation, cellular component: membrane.
AAAAACUUUUUAUGCUGUAUGUUAUGUUGGAAGACUCUCUGUGUAAUCAGUUGUUUUGUAUUUUCAAUAACUCUCUUUAUGUUCAUUAAAAAAAAUACACAGGUAAAUAUGCGUAUCUAAAGGCCGAUAACUUGUUGCUACAUGAAACUGCCGACUUUAGCACUGAAAUUCUGACAUCGGAAACUGGCGACAAACUAUGUUUGAUGUUUUGGUAUUGCGUGAAGGGUGAAGACUCUGGACAAAUACUUGUAUUUUUGGUUAAUUCAGAGAACGAACUAGGACGUUUAAUUUGGAACGAACAUACCACAACUCAAUUCAACGUUUGGAGAGAAGCAGAAGUAUAUUUUACACCAUAUGAUAAUUAUAAGAUAUUAUUUAAAGCCCAGGGAGAUGAAGGCUACAUUGGAUUUCUUGCCAUUGAUGAUAUUGAAAUUAACAACGGACCAUGUAGCAUUACAUAUGAAUUCAAUUGCACAUUUGAGGAGGGAUUCCGUCUUGAGAAGGCUGGAAAUACUGAUACUUAUCAAUGGAAUCUCCACAACCGUUUCGUCGCCAGCAUGGGACCAUUUUAUGACCAUACUAUCGGGGAUGAACAAGGGCAUUAUGCAUUUAUCGAUGCACAUAAACGAAACAGUGCUAAUGAUACAGCAAUAAUGCUAACGCCAUUGAUCCACAACAUUGGAGAAGACGAAACCAAGUGCCUAAUAUUCUGGUACCACAUGUAUGGAAUUCACAUACAAAGUCUGCAGGUUUACGUGUUAUCAUUGGAGGAGUCUCUACCGGGUAAGCUGGUGUGGAGCAGAUUGGGAAACAGAGGGAAUAUAUGGAGGGCGGCAGAAGUAGAGAUCAAAGGGAGAAGCAACUUCCAAGUUGUGUUUAGAUCAGAGAGGGGUGAUGGAAUUGACGGUGACAUCGGUGUUGAUGAUAUCAUCAUAAAAAAUCAAUCUUGCAUCAAUACUGAUAAUGAAGAUGUACUGGUAGCCAGUGUGACUUGCGAAUUCGAAGAGCCACAUAUGUGUGGCUAUACAAACGCGAGAGGCAAUGUAUUCAAUUGGACGUGGACGAAUAGUGCUCUUGGAUCAAAGCACGAUGUAGCCGGAGUUCCCGAAAUCGAUCACACUAAAUCAAAUAGUUUAGGAUUCUAUGUAUUGGCUGAUUUUAGGCGGUCCAAACUGAUCAGAGAAGUAGCUCGAUUGCAGUCUCCAGUAAAUGAUGAGACGUCUCUACAGUGUCUAGAAUUGUGGCACUUUAUUCAUGGAACAGACACGCAAGAAUUUCGUGUUUUAAUAAAUCAGACAAUUACAAUUGAAAAGUUGUUGUCUAUAAAAGGAAAUCGGGGUCCGUUUUGGCAGAAGACUACUAAGGAACUUUCACCAACAGAUAAGUACUCGAUUAUUUUUGAGGUUUCGUCUGGGGUGAUGCCAGUAGGUGGAGUUGCAAUUGAUGACGUCAGCAUCAGAAGAGGUAACUGUGAAAUCGUCCCAACUUCACCGGCACCCGAACCAAAAACCGUAUUGGAAGCUGACUGUGGCUUUGAAUCGAAUGAUCUAUGUGGGUACAUUCAAGACGUUAACGAUGACUUUGAUUGGACAUUGAUGACGGGGGUUGAGCUGGAAGCAUUUCAUAGGUCAAUAUGGUGGUACUAUUUCUUUUUCGCCUCAGAAGGGGAAGAACAAUGGUAUCCGCAUACCGACAAAUCACUUCCAUUUUCAAAUGAAGGAACUUUCCUAUUCACCGAAGUUGUUUUUUAUGCCCCGAGACAUGAAAAAGACGACGAAGCACGAUUAUUGUCUCCGUUAAUUAAAAAAACUAAAAGCCAAACCUGUUUGAAGUUUUGGUUCUACAAACAGAGCGUUUAUAGUGAAUUUCUGAACGUUUACAUGCUAAAACACAAUGAACUAUUUCACGGAGAUCCUCUGGUAGCGUUAUAUGGAAGUUAUGGAAAUCAAUGGAAUCUACAGCAAGUUGAUUUGCCACCGUCAUCAAAACCCUUUCAGAUUGUAUUUGAAUCAUUAAAAGGACAGUGGUGGGACUCAACCAGCUUUAUUGAUGAAAUUGAUUAUGAAAGGUCGCCAUGUCCGAGUGGAGAUAUGGUGUGUGACUUUGAAAACGGCUAUGGAGCUUGCCAGAUUUCUUAUGAAGAACGUACCGUAACCACGUUUCAUUGGCAACUUUCAAGGGGUUUCACAGCAACAAAUGGGACUGGACCAACAGCAGAUCACACGUAUGGUAAUGACACAGGCAUAUACGUCUAUAUCGAUGCAUCGCAGCCUCAGUCUCCAGGUGACAAAGCCAGUUUAUCUACCAAAUACUGGGAGAAAAUAAAGCGAGAUACAUGCCUUAAGUUUUGGUAUUAUUGUGACAGCAAAACCUCUGGGAACUUCAUUGUUUACAACCGUAUGAAAGACUCAAAAGAGUUUUUAUGGCAAAUGCCCAGGGUCUUUGAGAGAACUUGGUCUGAGGUUAGAAUUCAGUUAUCGCCCGCUAACAAAUCCUACCAGGUAACACGUACACGAAAUGUUUUACUUUCUUAG